Messenger RNA from Xiphophorus hellerii (green swordtail), 745 nucleotides. Its product is annotated as claudin-4-like. The record is from RefSeq and is a predicted model, not a curated record. Gene Ontology annotation, cellular component: bicellular tight junction; membrane. The transcript has 3 exons. The coding region runs from base 73 to 702 and encodes 209 amino acids. Gene Ontology annotation, molecular function: structural molecule activity. Lineage: Eukaryota; Metazoa; Chordata; Actinopteri; Cyprinodontiformes; Poeciliidae.
CACAUACAGCACCAUCUCACAUAGUUGCUUAAAGUCACAACUAACAGAAACCCCCGCAGAACGUGGGAAAGAAUGGCAUCAAAAACAGUUCAGAUGGUAUUUGUGGUUCUCGGCGCCAUCGGGCUGAUUCUGGUCAUUACCUGCUGCGCCCUCCCUGAAUGGGCUGUAGGACAUUAUGGUUAUAUGGAAGUUCAUGCAGGUCUGUGGAAGAUGUGUGUGAAGCACAGAACUGGACUGCAGGUGUGCGGACCGUUUGAGAGCAUCGCUGUCGAGGUCCCACUGCUUCAUGCCUCCCGGGCUUUGAUCGUCAUCAGCUGCAUCCUCGGUAUUCUCAGCCUCCUCCUCCUGUUCUUUGGUUCUGACUUCACCCCAUGUGUUCAGAACCAAGAUACCAAGACCAAAAUGAUCCUGGCUGCCGGAUUGGGCCUGAUGCUGACCGGCCUGCUGGUGAUCAUCCCGGUCAACUGGGAGGCCAAUGCGCCAGUGUGGGUGGGGGAAGUGAGGAUGGGAGCGUGCAUCUAUAUCGGCUAUCUAACUGGUUUGAUGUUGAUACCGACUGGAGUUCUGCUUUGCUGUUUCGGCAGACCCGGAUCCAGCAGCCUUGGAGGAAUAGUCAGCUGCUUAAGUGUUACCCCGCAACCUUGGAGGGCUGAGGGUAAUGUAUGUGAUGGUCUUCCCUCAACGUGUGGUGCUGUGGUAUAGAAAAGAUGAGGCACACACGUUAAGCUUUUGCCAGCAUAACAGG